Messenger RNA from Pterocles gutturalis (yellow-throated sandgrouse), 1484 nucleotides. RefSeq names its product erythrocyte membrane protein band 4.1-like 2 (gene EPB41L2). Gene Ontology annotation, biological process: cortical actin cytoskeleton organization. The record is from RefSeq and is a predicted model, not a curated record. Lineage: Eukaryota; Metazoa; Chordata; Aves; Pterocliformes; Pteroclidae. Gene Ontology annotation, cellular component: cytoskeleton; plasma membrane. The annotation marks the transcript as partial. Gene Ontology annotation, molecular function: cytoskeletal protein binding. The transcript is spliced from 12 exons.
GAUUUACUGAUGGUACUUUUUCUUUCCCCCAGAAAAAAGCAAAAGGCCAAGUGCUGUUUGACAAAGUGUGUGAACAUCUCAAUUUACUGGAAAAGGAUUACUUCGGUCUGUUGUUUCAUGAGAAUUCAGAACAGAAGAACUGGCUAGAUUCUUCAAAGGAAAUUAAGAGACAAAUUCGAAGUUUACCUUGGGCAUUCACCUUUAAUGUGAAGUUUUAUCCCCCUGAUCCUUCACAGUUGACUGAAGACAUCACUAGAUAUUUCUUGUGCCUACAGCUUCGUCAGGAUAUUUCUUCUGGUCGACUGCCCUGUUCUUUUGUGACUCAUGCCCUCCUUGGUUCAUAUACCCUGCAGGCUGAGCUGGGUGAUCAUGACCCAGAGGAGCACCGCAGCGACUACAUCAGUGAAUUCCAGUUUGCACCCAAUCAAACUCAAGAAAUGGAAGAGAAAGUAGCUGAGCUACACAAAACACACAGGGGCUUGACUCCAGCACAGGCGGAUUCCCAGUUCCUAGAAAACGCUAAGAGACUCUCCAUGUAUGGAGUGGAUUUACAUCAUGCCAAGGACUCUGAAGGUGUGGAUAUCAUGCUGGGUGUAUGUGCUAAUGGACUGCUCAUUUACAAAGAUAGACUCCGGAUCAACCGCUUUGCUUGGCCAAAAAUUCUGAAGAUUUCCUAUAAGCGAAGUAAUUUCUACAUCAAAGUCAGGCCAGCAGAACUGGAACAGUUUGAGAGCACUAUUGGAUUCAAACUGCCAAAUCAUCGGGCUGCUAAAAGGUUAUGGAAGGUCUGUGUGGAGCACCAUACUUUCUUCAGACUUGUAUCGCCAGAACAGCCUCCAAAAGCAAAGUUUCUAACUUUGGGUUCCAAGUUCCGCUACAGUGGACGUACACAAGCACAGACACGACAGGCUAGCAACCUCAUAGACAGACCAGCUCCGUACUUUGAGCGCACUUCAAGCAAACGAGUUUCCAGGAGCCUUGAUGGAGCUCCCAUGGGUAUCUCAGACCAAAGUCUGCUAAGAGACUUCCCUGCUCCUGGAGGGCAGGCUGCUGGAGAUAAAAUCAUUGACACUGAAGCUGCUGGUCAGGCCAACUUAAAAGAAGGUGGCAGAGAAGAAGAUGGAAGCCCAGUCAAAACUCCACAAUUAGAAUUGACUCAGGAUGGAAAGAGCAAUUCCUUGAGAGUAGACGGGGAAAAUAUUUAUGUCAGACAUAGCAAUUUAAUGUUGGAGGACCUGGAUAAGACCCAGGACGACUUACUGAAACACCAGGCUAGCAUUAGUGAGCUCAAGCGCAAUUUCAUGGAAUCCACACCUGAACCACGCCCAAAUGAGUGGGAAAAGCGGCGUAUCACACCUCUGUCCCUACAGGCACAAGGGAAAAAAGGAGACUACAUUUUCCAAGUGAAAACACUGCCUGGGAAAGAGAAGCAAUGGACUGCAAUGCCAUGGAUUGCCGGAGCAAAAUCAGAGGAAAUCGACAAG